AUGGCAUACUCGCAUAACCCUGAUAUGUUUAGCUGGAAAAGAUUCACUAAGACUAAAAACCCCACUGCAAAUAAGUUAAAGUGUUAUUGAUUGUGUGUACUUUUGACAGGUGUGAGGUAAAGUAAAAUAUUGAUGACAGUCACCUAAAAAGUGGUGUACAAAUCAUUCAUUGAUUACCUCGACAGAUCUUUCACUGCAUGAGUAAACUCUGCAUGACUGCAAGCAAAACUUUUCAAUAUAUUCAUCUGUAUCAUACUUUCUGUCUCCGUCGCUCAGACACUUCCUUACAAACAAAAAAAAAACGAUCUACUCUAGAUGGAUAAACCAUAAUAAAAGUGAUCUCAAAGUUAUCUUUAGAAAUAAAGUGGUGCUUCAGAAUGUGUGGAUUUAUACGUCUCAGUGACUGGAGAAGGCUGAAGAACCCUUACAGUUUAAAAUGCCUGUCUGAGAUCCUCUAGUAGUGAUCAGGGUGACACAGGGAUACUUGAAGCACUCUUAGACAGAUAAAUGCUUUUUUCAACUGCUAUAGGAAAUGUAUCUGAAAUAAUCUGCUGACAUUAGGCGCUGUCUGAGCUCAAUUUAAAGAUAAUCCUCAGACAUUAGGCAUUGGCUGGACUCUUGGUUUUACAGACACCUGUUUACAACUCUCACAGUCUGUGAACCUGCCUGGGCAAAGUAAUGGCUAAAGCUGAGGUGACAAAGCACCACACUUUCAUUUUAUAGGCCCUCUUUGCUCCUGCUCUUUAAACUCUGCCUGAUAAAUACAAUCCUAAUAAUCAGAGUCUUCACUCGUUCUCUACAAUAACAGGUGCAGCACAAUAAUGGGGAUAUUGACCAAUGGAUGAAGGUGAGAGCUCUUUAUUUUCACUUUGUUUCACUUUACCUCCUGAAACCAGAGAUGGACUGUGUGUGUGUGCGUGUCUGCUUGCGUGUGUGUGCAGUGGAUAUUCUUGUGCUAUGUCUGUCUAUAAGGCCAUAUGUAUUCAUGACGUGUACUUUUGUGUCCCCAGACAGUGGAAAUGGCCUCAGACUUUGCAGUGACUGAGGUUUUUUCCCUGAAGAAGCCCCAUUCAGGAAUAAGCAGCCAGACAAUGGCACUAAAAAAUACAGAGCAGCUGCUGGAUCAUGACGAAGCAUAUGGGGAAGGUAGGCUACUCACACACAAGAAUCUCAGGCCUUUACAAAUGGUGUUAUGGACAUUUUUCCUGUAGCUCAGGCUCUUCUUAGUGAUUGGAUGAACAGCAAGUUGCGUCUGGAACUGGAGAUGGAGGAGGAUGUGAUUGUCUCCCCUGAGAGGAACAGUCCAGUAGCCAUGGCACCUGCCCAGCCUGUCUCCCUGGACUACAGUAACUUUGAUGGUACAGAGACACUAACCUACACAACAACACUUAAACUAUUUGAUGGUACAGAGACACUAACCUACACAACAACACUUAAACUCUUUGAUGGUACAGAGACACUAACCUACACAACAACACUUAAACUCUUUGAUGGUACAGAGACACUAACCUACACAACAACACUUCAACUCUUUGAUGGUACAGAGACACUAACCUACACAACAACACUUAACUCUUACCUUCCAUCUGACAUUCUCUAGCAAACAGUGGAACUCACACCUCUCGCUAUACCUUGUUUUCUAAAGUUCAGUUAAUACAUCAUACCACAGUCAGUGGGUCCAUCGGGACCAUACGUCAUACACCCUCCGUCUCUCUCUCAGACCUGUAUUCCCACCUGGCUGAGGAGGAGGAGAGCUCAGUGGUCAACAACUUCCUUCAAGACCUCAUGGAGCGGGAAGUGGUGGAAUCUGGGAUAGUGCAGGAUCUGGCACUAGACUGAGAAGAGCGAGACAGGAGGAAGAGGAGGGACCCGGGUCUUACCAUGGAGGCGCGUCACCAACAGGUACAAAACCAGAUUGACAUAAAGCAGGAUUGGACAGUCUCAGAAUUCUCAAAAUUCCCGACAAAAUAUACGAAUUUUUUUAUUUAAAUCAAUUGUUUGGUCCUCACAAGAAUAGUAAAACAAAUGUGUGUGUAUAUAUUUUUGAGUGUCUGCAGAGGCACUUCUCUGGCUGGUACUCUGCUGUUGGAGAGGAGGGUGCGGAUGGGCAAGGCGGCGGCGCUCUGUGAUUGGAGGAGACAGCUGAGGGCGUGGCAAGCCUGGAGGUGGUGCGCGUGAAUUUUUACUCACCAAAGUAGUGUGGUCAAAGACUUAGUAACUUAGUUGUAGUCACCAUCUGGUUACCUAUAACUACAAAGAUAGUUAUGUUUGAGUGUUUUUACAAAUGUAUUAACUUACAGUGCGUUCAGAAAGUAUUCAGACCCCUAAAAAAAUUUUACUCAUCAAUCUACACACAAUACCCCAGAAUGACAAAGCGAAAACAGGUUGUUAGAAAUGUUUGUAAAUGUAUUACAAAUAAAAAACAGAAAUACCUUAUGUAAGUAUUCAGACCCUUUGCUAUUAGUCUCGAAAUUGAGCUCAGGUGAGUCCUGUUUCCAUUGAUCAUCCUGGAGAUGUUUCUACAACUUGAUUGGAGUCCACCUGUGGUAAAUUCAAUUGAUUGGACAUGAUUUGGAAAGGUGCACACCUGUCUAUAUAAGGUCCCACAGUUGACAGUGCGUGUCAACUGCCGGCCAGACCCAUGGGCGGCACACAAUUGGUCCAGCGUCGUCCAAGGUAGGGGAGGGUUUGGCCGGCAGGGAUGUGGGUUCAUUUCCCACGAGGGGCCAGUAUGAAAAAAAUAAAAUAAAAAAAUAUUUUUAAAAAAUGUAUGCAUUCACUAACUGUAAGUCGCUCUGGAUAAGAGCGUCUGCUAAAUGACUAAAAUGUAAAAUGUAAUGUCAGAGCAAAAACCAAGCCAUGAGGCCGAAGGAAUUGUCCGUAGAGCUCUGAGACAGGAUUGUGUCGAGCCACAGAUCUGGGGAAAGGUACCAAAAAAUGUCUGCAGCAUUGAAGGUCACCAAGAACACAGUGGCCUCCAUCAUUCUUAAAUGGAAGAAGUUUGGAAUCACCAAGACUCUUCCUAGAGCUGGCCGCCCGGCCAAACUGAGCAAUCAGGAGAAAAGGGCCUUGGUCAGGGAGGUGACCAAGAACCCGAUGGUCACUCUGACAGAGCUCCAGAGUUCCUCUGUGGAGAUGAGAGAGCCUUCCAGAAGGACAACCAUCUCUGCAGCACUCCACCAAUCAGACCUUAAUGGUAGAGUUGCCAGACGGAAGCCAGUCCUCAGUAAAAGCACAUGACAGCCCGCUUGGAGUUUGCCAAAAGGCACCUAACGGACUCUCAGACCAUGAGAAACUGUCCUCUGUAGCUCAGCUGGUAGAGCAUGGCGCUUGUAACGCCAAGGUAGUGGGUUCGAUCCCCGGGACCACCCAUACACAAAAAAAAUGCAUGCACGCAUGAUUGUAAGUCGCUUUGGAUAAAAGCGUCUGCUAAAUGGCAUAUUAUUAUUAUUAAACAAGAUUCUCUGGUCUGAUGAAACCAAGAUUGAACUCUUUGGCCUGAAUGCCAAGCGUCACAUCUGGAGGAAACCUGGCACCAUGACAAGCGUCACGUCUGGAGGAAACCUGGCAUCAUCCCUAUGGUGAAGCAUGGUGGUGGCGGCAUCAUGCUGUGGGGAUGUUUUUCAGUGGCAGGGACUGGGAGACUAGUCAGGAUCGAGGGAAAGCUGAACGGAGCAAAGUAUAGUGAGAUCCUUGAUGAAAACCUGCUCCAGAGCGCUCAGGACCUGAGACUGGGGCGAAGGUUCACCUUCCAACAGGACAACGACCCUAAGCACACAGCCAAGACAAUGCAGGAAUGGCUUCGGAACAAGUCUCUAAAUGUCCUUGAGUGGCCCAGCCAGAGCCCGGACUUGAACCCGAUCAAACAUCCCGGGAGAGACCUGAAAAUAGCUGUGCAGCGAUGCUCCCCAUCCAACCUGACAGAGCUUCAGAGGAUCUGCAGAGAAGAAUGGGAGAAACUCCCCAAAUACAGGUGUGCCAAGCUUGAAGUGUCAUACCCAAGAAGACUCAAGGCUGUAAUCGCUGCCAAAGGUGCUUUAACAAAGUACUGAGUAAAGGGUCUGAAUAGUUAUGUAAAUGUGAUAUUACAGUUUCUUAUUUUUAAUACAUUUGCUAACAUUUCUAAAAACCUGUUUUUGCUUUGUCAUUAUGGGGUAUUGUGUGCAGAUUGAUGAGGGGGAAAAAAACAAUUUAAUCAAUUUUAGAAUAAGGCUUUAACGUUAUCAACAUAUGGAAAAAGUCAAGGGGUCUGAAUACUUUCCGAAUGCACUGUAUUUCCGGAUAUCUUCAGAACUACCCACAAUGCACUAUUUCUCAACGUCAUAUGGAAAACCUGUGCUACCUAGCUAGUUCCAACUGGCUAACGUUAGCUACUAGCCAUACUAGCAUGUAAUUACAUUCCAAACCAAGUGUUGGCACGGGUGAGCUAUUAUGUACAUCCUUGAAGAAGAAACCAUGUAAAUCAUGAGCAAAACUGGAUCUCCUCUUUUCCUAUGCGUUUGGUAGUGGUAGUCGAGCGAGUUAGUGCAGUAAUACCCACAAGGAUGGGGUUACCACUCAUUUGAGAAGCUAGCUUUGAAGUGGGACCGGUUUGUCUGGUUGAAGCGAGCGGAUUAGAGUAUGGGAACCGUGAACACGUCUACUGUAUGCGGUGCUCAUUUCCCCCCGGAGUACUUAGUAUAACCAGUGGAAGGCAGGAUUCGGAAUGAGGCUGACUGAAACCAGGUGCUGUGCCGAGCGUGAAUGUGAAGCCUGCCACCUCUAUUUCCUACCGACCUACCGGUACAUCACGAGUGUCAGCAGUGAUGGACAUAAACUGGCUAACGGUACAUCACGAGUGUCAGCAGUGAUGGAGAUAAACUGGCUAAAUUCAAUGUGGAUUUACCUCACUAUAUCACUAUUGGAUUCUUUGACAUUGGUAGUUAACUCAGCCAUCAAAUGGUAAGUCUCCGCUCUCUCUACCUCAUAUAUUGCUGGCUUUUUGUUGUUGUUGUUGUGUUCUGUGGGUUCCUGCCUGUGCUAGACUAGUUGUUCUCUGGCUGACUACUUAGCUAUGUCAACCGUGGUGGUUAGCUGCCUAGGCUAGGUAGCAGGCUAAAAUAAUUAUCUUUAGCUGGCUGGCUUACUUGCAUAUACCGGUAACAUUAUUUGAUAAAUGUAUUUCCAAAACUUUGGUUUACUUUAAUGUAGCUGUAAACUAGGUGUUGAUAGCAACUGGCUGACUCACGCAAUGCUAAUGUAACUUUAGCGGGCUAGUAGGGCUAACGUUAGCAGGUUAGUUGGCUAGCAACCUUGAAGCUGAUUUGUAUCAAUAAAUUCAUAAAGUAUUUGCUUGUAAGAAGGUAGCUUGGUAAGGUAUAAUCUGUCGUUCUGCCCUGAUCACCUGGCUGUGACACCACUCUCUGAGGGUGUCUCACAGGAGUGGCAUAUUCAAGAAAGACAUUUCCACCUCACACUUGUACAGGUUACACAACCUGGUUUAAUUUGAAGUUAUUUCUGUUGGAGUUUACAUUUUAUGGAAUAGGCCAUAUUACAGCCCGCAAAAGUUUUUUCCAGCAUGCAAUAACUUGAUAAAUAGAAAAGUGAGGUGUAACUUUGCAUUGGGACUUUUGAUGUGUAUUCUUAUUGUUAUUGUUAUUUGUAUUUAUUUUAUUACCCCCUUUUUCGAUCUUGUCUCAUCGCUGCAAUUCCCCAACAGGCUCGGGAGGCGAAGGUCGAGUCAUGCGUCCCUCGAAACAAGACCAGCCAAACCACGCUUCUUUACACCCACCCGCUUAACCCAGAAGCCAGCCUCACCAAUGUGUCGGAGGAAACACUGUUCACCUGACGACUGAGGUCAGCCUGCAGGCGUCGGCCUGCCACAAGGAGUCGCUAGAGUGCGAUGAGCCAAGUAAAGCCCCCUUGGCCAAACCCUCCCCUAACCGGGCAAUGCUGGGCCAAUUGUGCGCCGCCCUAUGGGACUCCCGAUCACGGCCGGUUGUGAUACAGCCCAGUAUCGAACCCGGGUCUGUAGUGACGCCUCUAGCACUGUGAUGCAGUUCCUUAAACUGCUGCGCCACUCGGGAGGCCUUGAUGCGUAUUCUAAUGCAAAUAUGUUACUUGUGUUUACGUUUAUGCUACCUACACUUUAAUACUGAAUCUGACUCAUGAACACAGAGAAAACGUGCCAAAUAAAUAGGUGCCUGCAAACACCUGGUGAAGACAAUUAGCAAAUCUGGCCCUCAAGCUCAUCACAGUCACAGCAGGUGUUUGUCUCUAAUAGUGCGCUUAUCAUUGUAAUCCCUCGUAGACGCUGCCAGAUGGCGAUGGAGAGUGACCGGAGGCGUAUGUUAAGGCGAUGCCUGAGUGAUUGGCGGUUGUGGUGCCGGGCGGCGAGAGGACGGCGGGAGCUGUUGGCACAGCAGGAAGAGACGCGGUGCAAGAUGGCCGCACUGAUCAAUGCUGCGGCAACUGGGAAACUCAAGGUGAUGGAGACGCCUGCUCCUGAGCCAAUCACAGCCCCGCCUGAGACUUUUGACCAAUCAGAGACCACAGAACUGGUGAGUGACACUUGAAGAGCACAGGCAUAGAUGCAUAGGAGGUCACACAACAAAUGACAGAUAAAUACUUGCACACACAGUGUUGUGUCUGCCCAUUGGAUAUACAUUUGCUGGAGCAUAUAAUAAUAAUAAUAAUAAUAAUCACAUUAGAGACGGAAGCCCCGAAGGUGGUAACGAUGUGUAGUCAUGAAAUAAACAUUAGCUAAUUCUGCAAAGGGUCAAAUUAAUCUGCAAGGCAAUAAAUGUGCUUAUGUAUUCAUUUGGUGAAAGUCAUAUAUUAGUCUAUCAGUAUUUACUGAAUAAACAAGUUCUGUUUCAGAGUUCCUCUCAUCGCAUGAGUUUGCCCGUACUUUUCUCACUGUGAGUUUAUCGUCCGGGGAGAGAAACGUUCCCUGCAUGAUGAGAUAUUCACAACACUACAAGGUUAGCUUUCUCCUCAGAGAGCGAAAGCGAGGAAGGGGCUAACAAAAAGAGAGAGGUAGUUGAAUAGAGUUUGAGGGAGAGAGGUAAAUUAGAAAAGGUGGAAAUGGCACAGCAGCUUCUAGCGAGAUGAUCAGCUUCAUCCUAUUUUCAUGUGACCCUCAACUGUCUCUGCAGAAAGGUUAGGUGUGGUCACGACCUGUUGGCCCCACCCCCUCUACUGCCUGUCAAGGUGACGGACAGCUGGGGGCUGUGGUCCCGCCCACCCUCGCCUGGCAGGUGACACAGCGUCACGCAGCACUGAGUGCAGGUGAGUGAUCAAAGUAGAAGUUGAAAUACUGUAUAUGACCCUGUAUCUGUGAUUAGGGGAAACUCCAAUCUAUAUAUUAGUUAAGGGCAACUUCUGUCUACCCUCUAGUUCUAUCAAGCAGGGGUUGGAACCUAAAUUAUUUUCCAAUCUUUUGUUCUGAACAGAACCACCAUUUUUUUUAGUUGCGUUCCAUUGUUCCAACCAAGGUAGUUGAAAUAUAUAUCGGUGAUUAGGGGAAACUCCUACCUAGAUGUUGAAAUAUAUCAGUGAUUAGGGGAAACCCUUUACUUCUACCAAUUAUUUAAAAAAAUUAAGUGCAACAUUUCACAAUGGAUGAUAAAGUUCUGUUCUAGUCAAUAGGUGAGCUGAGGCGAGCACGGCAGAGGGGUGAGGUGGGCGAGGGAGGUGGGGACGGCGGUGUAGGUGCUGCCCCCGUUCUCGUAGUGCAGAGUUGCUGGAGGGCUGUUCGAGCCAUUGUCGUGUAUUAGGAUUAUGCCUUUGUUAAAUGUUUUUCAUGAAGAAAUGGAAUGUUGUUUAUGUUAGGUCAAAUGUGGCGUUUGUGGGGUGACGCCCCAGGGGAGACUGGUGAUUGGCCAGAAGAGGGAGCACCCAUCUUUUUGCAUUGUUUAUAAGUAGGGGCUAGACAAAGAAAGGGCAGAGCGACCAUUGCAAUCCGGGCCGUCGCUCUCCGGAUGUCAUGACAUCUGUCACUUAUGCUGAAGCUUGUGAUAAGAAUAAACCUUAUGAUCCAAGUUCAGUAUGAGCGGACUCCUUUGUUUAUCAGCAAUAAUUGCCAGCACUUACGCGAUACGACACCAUGCCAGCCAGCAGCAGACCAUCGCAGAGCGAAGGAGGCUCCUCCGGGAACAGCAGGAGCAGAUAGCACGCCUGCAGGAGGGAAAAAGCAUGAUCGGAUUGAAGCAGGAGGCCCAGAUCGCUCAGCUUGCUGUCCCAGCAGCCCCAGGUCCCAGAGGGAUGACCUCUGUCCCCAAAGAACCCAGGUAGGCCCCUGUUCACAUUACCAUGGGAACUUAGGUGAGGCCCACAGGCUGCCUGUGUGGGGGUGUGGUGUGUCUGUUUGUUCACGCAGGGUCCUCUGGAGUCUACUCAAACCUCAAGACCCAAGCCAAUCGAUACCAUGUGGGACUGCAUAGAAAUUGCGCUUUUCCGCUUGGACAGAAUAACGUGAUUGUGGUUGAUUUCAGUUACAGAGGUCUGCAUAGGACCCAAGGGGAUCAGCACUCACUUUCAUUGGUAGUUCAACAUUUAGUAUGCAGUGAACACAAGUUGGUACGAAAGCUCAUGACUUGUGGACACUCAUCCAUGACUUGAAGCAGGCAGCUAAGCAUUUUCUCAUUUUGGAGGCUGUAAGAGGCUUUCAAAUAGCGCUCAGGUCUGAAGACAAGCCAUUAUCCUGGUGAAAGCUCGGGUUUGGGUAGUUGUGGUUAUAUUAUACUACAGAACACUCAAAAAGUAGGAGUGUUUUUACUAGAAAAUAGUCACCUUAAUUAAGUUUGAGGAGUCAUCAGUGGAGGAUACAUAGAGCAUGAGUUUAAUUAAAGCAAUACACCACUUCCGCUUGAGAAUAAAACCCAGGCUAAUUUAAAAUGUACUAUGAUAAUAAAAGUGUUCUGCUCCCAGCAUACUGUAUUUCCCUGCAUAUUAUUCCAGGUGUGACAAUGUGUCUGCUGAAUGAUUCACUCAUUAAAAGUUGAUUUAUUGAUCACUACUGGGAUAUCCUCUUCUUGUACCCUUCCCUUUAAACAAAAACAAGUCCUUAGAAUGUCCCCUGUGUGCGGGGCUAGUUGGGUCAGUCUGGGAAGUUGGGAAUAGAGUAGAUCUAUAUUAGAGAGUGAAUAUUUAAUGAUGUGUGUUUCUGGGUGAUGUUCUGUGUUCCAGGGCUGGGAGUGUCUCUGGCGGGAACGAUGGCCGCUCCUUGGCCUCGAGGAAACCAGCCGUCCGUCAGCCCUGUCGUCAUCCCACCGUCAUGGGUCAGUCAGCACAUUCACCUCCAUGUGAGCUAAACCACACAUAGACAUCCAUUCCAGAUGGUUGAUCUUACAAUGGUCGGACUAUCUUGUCAUGAAGUAUGAAGAAAAGAGGAGAAAAUUAAUUUAAUUUCUGAGUUGGAUGUAGGGGAGAGUAGGGUAAGUUGAGCCAUAUAGGAUGUAGAGGAGAGUUAGUGCAUUUACUGUUCGUUAGGCCUACUCAUUUUGUUGGCUGACGAAAAGUAAUUGUGGACAGUUCUUCCGAUAUCUUCAAUAUGCACCUCGGAGUUGGAUAAGGACGCGCGCAGUUGCGUGCCCAAUGUGUCUGUCUUCACUUGUAGCCUGUGAGAAAGACCAGAUCACAGGAUGGAGAGCCAUGUGAGUGAGAGGUGCUUCGGAACGCGCAACACUUGGGGCGAAGGGCACAACGCAGCACUCCGGGCCAAGGGCACAACAGCCACUGGCCGCAAAAGGCAUGGAUUUUUUUUGGGUGCAUUACAGGCACAUAAAGGGGAUGCCGCCAUGAAAUCCGAGGCAUUAUCAAGUGCUUGUCAAAUUGUGAAUGAGAGACGUGAAGUGUGUACAACCUGCGCAAAAAAACAUAGAAGAGCUGAUGCCUUUCAAGCAACUUUUUUCAAAUCAUCAUUAGAGUCACAUCAUGCAGCCUUACAAUGUAUUAAAAAUCAAAACAUAUAGCCCAACGUUUGUAGAACAACUAAAGUUACAUUGAUAACUCUAAAUUAAGCAUAUAGGAAUACCUAUUUCUUUGUUAACCGCUCAACACAGAAUAGCCGCAUGUGCGCACUCCCUCAAAUCGUUUGGAGAAAAUAUCCUUUCUAUUUUAUUCAGCUUUGUUCAGUUGUAUUCUUCAUACUAUAAAGUAAUAUAAAAUAAUGCCAUGGAAUUCUAAGCAAAUCUUGUCUGCUAAAUGAACUAGUGUAGCCCACAGCCAUUUGGCAUAGCCAGAUCAGGACCUAACAUAAGGACAACUCACAGUAUGCUAUUCUGUAUACCUGUCUAAAAUAAAUAAUGGAUUUAUUGUGAAGGUGUAGGCUAUAUUACAUGGAUUUAUUAGACUUUUUUAAAUGUAGAUGUUCCAAAGGUCUGUAUCAGUGGCUUGUAGGCUAUGUGUGGAAGCCAGGAGAUGCUAAAUGUGUUUAUGUUAAUUGACGGUCAAUUACCAUGGGACCGACAGUUAUUUGCUUGACAAUCACCGGCUGACAACAUUUUGUGACCGCCACAGCCCUAGUCAAGAGAGCACUUUUUUUGGACAAGCUAUGUUUUCAAAACUGUAAUGUUGACAUGAAUUCUAAUUAUUUCCAGGGAUACACAACAUCCUGAAAUAUAUGUAGAUGUCUUUGUUAGAAAGAAUACUAUAUUUCCCUUGACAGAGUGAUGCUGAAUGUAAAAAAUGGCUCAACUUACCCCACUCUCCCCUAUAGAGCCAUAGCUGUAUAGAGCCAUAGCUACAGUAGCUUACAUGGAGGAAUACAGUUUCUCUCAGUUACACUCUGUUUGGCUGAAGUUUCCUCUACGUGGGAGGAAUAGGAAGAGGGGAUUUGAGAAAGGUGGAGGGAGCCUGCGGAUACACACACACACACACACAGACACAUACUGACAAACGCACACACACAAUACUUUUGAACAUUCUAUUUUGGCACAGAACAACACCAAAAUGUAUGUACCUAGCCUUUACCCCUGUUUUUAUUUCUUUUUAUUUCCCUUUCUCUUUCUCUCUCCCUCUCCCCCUUCAACCGCCAUGGAGGAACGUGCUCGUCAGCGAGCGGAGUGCAGGAGGGAGGGAGGUGGAGGAGCUGAAGAAAAAGAAGGAGGGGGAGAGACUGGUGAGGAAUGGAGUGUUUAGGCCAGUGGGGGAUGUGUAAUAGUUUGGUGUUCAAAAAUAUGUAUAGGUUUUCAGACGGUGGGAAUUAGAGAGGCUAUUCAAGUUUGCAUGAAGUUAUUGGGGACAAUGAAAGUGUGUUUGCAGAGGUAUAUUGGGUUUAUAGGAGAGUGUGUGCAGUCGAAUGAAGUGAGUCUGGGGAAGUGUGAUAGUGUGCUAGAAAGCAUUAAAUCAAGAAACUUUCUUCUCUUCUCAGGCCCAGUUGAAAGCAGCAGAGGAGGAGAGGCAGUGGGAGGAGGAGGAAGAGAAACAUAGAGCAGCUGAAAGGAGAAGGGAGAAGAGACGAGAGAGGUGAUGCAAUGUUUACAGUGAAACUGUACUGGGGACAACCUUCAUUUCAUAUUUGAAAGAAAAUCUGCCAGUUCACUAAGAGUGUAUAUUUAGGACUUCAGGGGCCAUAUGUAUCAAGCAUUUUAGAGUAGGAGUGCUGACUUGGGUUCAAUUAAUAUGAUUACAUGGACAGGAGGAAGCUGAUUCUAGAUCACCCCUCCUACUCUGUGACGCUGGAUACCUACGGACCCAGAUUUCCAUCACAGGGGCCGUACAGAAAAAUAGAUGUCAUCAACACCUAUACAAUACAAAACAUAAUAAUAUAAUAUGUAAUAUACAUACCGUAUACACAAAUUGUCCAUUAUUUCCUGUCCAGAAGGUUUAAUGCAGUUGGAAUUUCACAAAAUAGACUCUCUGGUGUUUUGAUGGCAGCUGUUCAAAGCAAUGAUGCAAUGGUUGUUCAAUGCCGUGGGUGAUAAUGUUCGCCUUACGUCUCACUGUCAAGGCAUGGUGGCCAGAUCUAAUUUAGACGGGGUGGGUGUGUGUGUCUGACUAACGGUGUGUGUGUUUGUGUGUCUGACUAUAACUGUGUGUGUGUAUUCAGAGGGAGGAGAACCAGAGGAGGUUGGAGCGAGAGCAGCAGCUUCAGACCCAGGCCCAGCAACACUACCACAGAACUCUGUUACUACGGCGAGGCCUGGCGCCAUGGAAACGCAUAGUUGCCAUGAGCCAAGCCAACACUCAGGUAAUCACCGGCGCCGUCAGCCUCGGCCAAUCAAUUGGCCCCAUGCAGAGUCUGCGCAGAGAGACUGUCAACGCACACUCUCCCCUAGUCACACAGCUCAGGACAGCCAAUCAAACACAGCAGAAACACACACUUAUGUAUUCACAGCUGCACUCAAAUACAAAGACAGAAGGAAAAUACUCUUUCCCUCAAACAAGGUGUCAUGCUUAUUCAGAUACCAACCAACACCCUCAUAAUUCCCAAUGGAAAUAUGAUACACACACUCUGUAACUAAAGCGUAAACCGAGCACACACAAACACAGACACACACUCUAAUCCCAGACAUCACGGUCAGAGCUGUAAUGAUGUUUACAGUAUGCUGUUGGUAUGAGCACCUGCUUGACCACCUGUCUGUGAGAACCAGCAGGACAAAUUGAACUGGCAGAGAUGGAACGAUGCUAGAGAGAGAGAGGCUAGAGGAGGAGAGAGGAAGUGAGAGGCUAGAGGAGAGGGCUACAGGAAGAGAGAGCGUGAGAUGAGAGGGUUUGGAGGAGAGGAAUGAUUGGUCUGAUUAAUGAUGGACAGGGAAGUGAAGUAGAAGUGAAGAUGGAUGGAUGGUGUAACAUCUCAGCAACAUAUUCUAAUCUACUGUAUGCAACCUUGAGCAGCUGAACAGCUCGUUCAAUAUCUCAUGUUCUAUUCUGCUAUUGGUUUACCUUGACUCCAAACAACUCUAUUCUCUUUAUUUACCAGUGGUCAAAGUCCUAACUUCUUUAAAGACCAUGACAUUGAAAUUAAGGUAGAAAAGAAUGCAUUAUAGCAUCUAGAGUCAAAUGUAUAUUAUAAACUGGGUUGUUCGAGCCCUGAAUGCUGAUUUGGCUGAAAGCCGUGGUAUAUCAGACGGUAUACCACGGGUAUGACAAAACAAAUUACGUUGGUAAACAGUUUAUAAUAGCAAUAAGGCACCUCAGGGGUUUGUGAUAUACAGUGGGGAAAAAAAGUAUUUAGUCAGCCACCAAUUGUGCAAGUUCUCCCACUUAAAAAGAUGAGAGAGGCCUGUAAAUUUCAUCAUAGGUACACGUCAACUAUGACAGACAAAAUGAGGGGAAAGAAAUCCUGAAAAUCACAUUGUAGGAUUUUUUAUGAAUUUAUUUGCAAAUUAUGGUGGAAAAUAAGUAUUUGGUCAAUAACAAAAGUUUCUCAAUACUUUGUUAUAUACCCUUUAUUAGCAAUGACACAGGUCAAACGUUUUCUGUAAGUCUUCACAAGGUUUUCACACACUGUUGCUGGUAUUUUGGCCCAUUCCUCCAUGCAGAUCUCCUCUAGAGCAGUGAUGUUUUGGGGCUGUCGCUGGGCAACACGGACUUUCAACUCCCUCCAAAGAUUUUCUAUGGGGUUGAGAUCUGGAGACUGGCUAGGCCACUCCAGGACCUUGAAAUGCUUCUUCCGAAGCCACUCCUUCGUUGCCCGGGCGGUGUGUUUGGGAUCAUUGUCAUGCUGAAAGACCCAGCCACGUUUCAUCUUCAAUGCCCUUGCUGAUGGAAGGAGGUUUUCACUCAAAAUCUCACGAUACAUGGCCCCAUUCAUUCUUUCCUUUACACGGAUCAGUCGUCCUGGUCCCUUUGCAGAAAAACAGCCCCAAAGCAUGAUGUUUCCACCCCCAUGCUUCACAGUAGGUAUGGUGUUCUUUGGAUGCAACUCAGCAUUCUUUGUCCUCCAAACACAACGAGUUGAGUUUUUACCAAAAAGUUAUAUUUUGGUUUCAUCUGACCAUAUGACAUUCUCCCAAUCCUCCUCUGGAUCAUCCAAAUGCACUCUAGCAAACUUCAGACGGGCCUGGACAUGUACUGGCUUAAGCAGGGGGACACGUCUGGCACUGCAGGAUUUGAGUCCCUGGCGGCGUAGUGUGUUACUGGUCCCAGCUCUCUGCAGGUCAUUUACUAGGUCCCCCCGUGUGGUUCUGGGAUUUUUGCUCACCGUUUUUGUGAUCAUUUUGACCCCACGGGGUGAGAUCUUGCGUGGAGCCCCAGAUCGAGGGAGAUUAUCAGUGGUCUUGUAUGUCUUCCAUUUCCUAAUAAUUGCUCCCACAGUUGAUUUCUUCAAACCAAGCUGCUUACCUAUUGCAGAUUCAGUCUUCCCAGCCUGGUGCAGGUCUACAAUUUUGUUUCUGUUGUCCUUUGACAGCUCUUUGGUCUUGGCCAUAGUGGAGUUUGGAGUGUGACUGUUUGAGGUUGUGGACAGGUGUCUUUUAUACUGAUAACAAGUUCAAACAGGUGCCAUUAAUACAGGUAACGAGUGAAGGACAGAGGAGCCUCUUAAAGAAGAAGUUACAGGUCUGUGAGAGCCAGAAAUCUUGCUUGUUUGUAGGUGACCAAAUACUUAUUUUCCACCAUAAUUUGCAAAUAAAUUCAUUAAAAAUCCUACAAUGUGAUUUUCUGGAGAAAAACAUUCUCAAUUUGUCUGUCAUAGUUGACGUGUACCUAUGAUGAAAAUUACAAGCCUCUCUCAUCUUUUUAAGUGGGAGAACUUGCACAAUUGGUGUCUGACUAAAUACUUUUUUCCCCCACUGUAUGUCCAAUAUACCACAGCUAAGGGCUGUGUUCUAGCACUCUGCAUUGCGUCGUGCAUAAGAACAGCCCUUAGACGUGGUAUAUUGGACAUAUACGCAGUAUUAUUUUCAUUUCCCUCCAGCUGGCCAGGGCUCAUCACAGGCAGUCUCUCCUGAAACGGUGCAUCCUGUCCUGGCAGCAGGUAGCAGGCGAGUCCCUGGCUCAGAAACGGGCCUCUGCCAAACAACUGCAUCAACACAUCCUGCUACGGAGGAGCCUGGGCAACUGGAAAAGAGUUAGGGCAUGAACACGUACACACACAAACACAUUCAUAAAUACACACACAAACACAAACACACACAAACAAACUCUCACAUGCACAAGUAGAAACUCAUACAAAUGGUCACUGUCUUUUUUCCAACACACAUAAACACAUUUGAAUACUGAUUACAGUUUAAUAGUGAUGAGGUGGAUAGUCUUUUGUAUAUUCUGCUCAAUGAGAUGUACAGUAUGUCCAUGAUGUGUACUGUAUCCAGCCCUGACCCAUUCUGUUUGACCCGUUCUGUCUCAGCUGAAGGACCACCGCAUGGUUCUGGAGGGGCGGGCCAACCGGUUAUGGCGCACGCACAUGACCCAGAAGAGGAUGGUGGAGUGGGACCGGGAGCAGCAGGCUCAGGAACACAGUGACAGGUGGGUGUGUUUACCUGGGCCUUACUGCCUUUACCAAUAACACCUGUCCUAGAAGCCUUACACCUGUCAAAGCCUUACACCUGUCAAAGCCUUACACCUGUCAAAGCCUUACACCUGUCAAAGCCUUACUGUAAGUGAGGACUUGGUGGACUGUAUAUUCUUUAGGUUAGGUGUUCUCUCCCGUGUGCUGGUAAGGGCACAGAUGACAGACAGGUAGGAUUCCAGUUGAGGUGGUUUAAUGACGCUGAAGAUGCACAGGCACGGAACAGCACCACACAGUGUAUGUAGUAUGGAUGGGCUAAGGCACUUAGUGGUCUGGCAACUUGCUUCAACCAAAGUGUGUGUGUGUGGUCUGCAAGUAAAGACAGAAAUAAAGAUACACUAGUGAAUGACAGAAUACAAUCUCCAAUUCACAGCUCUUAUAAACAAUAUGUAUGGCUAUAACAUGACUAUGAUGACUUAAUGCUAUACAGGACCAUACAGUGCAAUACAACGUGACUGUGACUGCACUCAUUUGUGAUCAAAGGGGUGCCGCUGCACGUGUACUACAAAGCAUAACACAAUCUUCAGUACAGGGCUACAACUGCACAAUGAACUUCAAUACCUCUAAACAGUGAAAUACAAUGUAAUAACCAUAUUAUGAUGUACCAUACACGUAUACAAUUACAGGGUGUUAACCGACGCACUGGGGGACAUUAUCCUUUACAAAUACAGGGUUAAAUGUCCGAAAUGAUAUGACAACCAAAACAGAGCUAGCCAGCCCACAAUAGCUAGCUCGCAGUAGAAACUACUAAUUAGCAUAACCAUAAAUAUUACAUUAUCGUCGCAGAGUGCAUCUUCUGACAUAAACACCUGAAAGAUAUGAUGUAUGUACUUACAUAUCAACAAGUAAGCACACUGGCCUUGGCUUACACAAUGAAAGCUAACUGGUGGGAAAACACAUGGAUGGCUGGAGCUUUCUCUUGACUUCUCUCGAGCGGAUCUUCUUCUCUGAGCUGGAGAUCACCCAGCAUGCUCUGCUCCACUUCACCGGUAGGCGGAGCUACAGCUCUGAUAUGAUGAACUAACAUUACUGAUAUAACUACAAAUACUUCACAGCCUUUUGUACACUUACACCUGUCAAAGCAUUACACCCGUCAAGCCUUACACCUGUCAAAGCCUUACACCUGUCAAAGCCUUACACCUGCUGUAUAAGAUGUAGACAUGCUCUGUAUGUACAACCUCACUUUGUUACUGUAUAACCGCUUGUAAGGGCUUUCUAAGUUGUUCUGUCUGCUUCCUUCUGUUCUCUCUCUGUCGUGUGUGUCUGUUCCUCUUGGUUUCUCUCCUCUCCGUCCCUGUCCCAGGCGGGCGGUGCGGAGCUGUUUCCAGGCCUGGAGACGGUAUCUAGGAUGGCUGCGUGAGGAGAGGGAGACCAGGAGGGAGCAGCUGAAACGCACAGUGGAAGAGGUCCUACCUGACUUCCGCUCCUCUCCUCUGAACUGUCCCUGGGAACAAGCCCUGCUGUGACUCACAGGACACACACACGUACGGUACACACACACACACACAGGCAGACAGACGGAAUACUUCGAUACAGGAUAUACAGGAUAUACAGAAAAUGUGGCUUAAGUUGCUGCUGGAACAAGCACACACACACAGGCUGUUUGUUAUCCUUAAUAACCAGAGAAAGCUGGAUAUAACUUUUAAUGAAGACAGUUUGGAAAACUUUUGUAACAGCAAUGACUCAUUUAAAACUGCAGUUGAUGUUCAGGUUAUUGAAUUUGUUUUAUUUUGUGUAUUAUUGAAGUCACAGCUUGAUGUAAUUUGACAGAAGCUUGAAGGCAUCAAUAAUAAUGAUAAAAAGUAUUCUGUUAUUCAUAUCACCAUAAACGAGUCUCACUGUGGUUUGUGUGUCAGAGUUGUUUUUCCCUGUCAGUACUUUGUUACUUUAUUCACUUAAUGCAACAACACUAAUGAUCCUGACACACAAAAAUGGUGUAGCCUAAUGGAAACGGCAGAUACAUUAUAGGAGAAAUGUUCUAAAGAUCGACAACAUUUUUAUUUGUUCGACAGGGGUAGAUUUUUAUUUUGUCAAACUUUCUUUAUUGCGACAAAUUAUGGAAAUUGUGUUUUUCAAAUACAUUAUGAUUUAAGGUCCUACGCAGUGCACGUGAUGUCAUCAAUUAUAAAGCUCCACUCCACAUUUAAUUAUAACUGCCUACUGCUUGCAAAAUCUAUUUUUCCAUCUAUAAAAAUAAUGUUUCUUUGCAGGACAAGGAUUUUCCUGACUUUCAAGAAUGCCUGAAUUGCUUCACCUUGUUUUUCUGGUUGGUUAGCAAGUUUCACCAUUCAAUUAUUUCAGAUCUACAGGUGUAAGUUUCACCAUGGCACGGACUGUGGCGAAAGCAAUGAUUUACACAGUAUAAACCCUGGAUUGCUGAUGCCAUUUAUUCGCCAAUGAGAGACUUUGAAGCAACCGGUCAGCCAUAUUGGCACUCCCCAGUAGCAGUAGUCCUCCAUAGAAAUGAAUGGAAUUCUACAUUAUUUCAUUUAAAUGUUUCAUGGCCAAAAUUAAGUGUAUUUAGGAUUUUUUUUGGUACUUGGUCACAGUAUCAUUAAUACUUUCAAGAAAUUAUCCUUUAAGGAUUUAUUUAAAAUUUUUAUGUUUAGCUCACAAAAUAUACUGAACUAAAAUAUAAAUGCAACAUGUAAGGAAGUCAGUCAAUUGAAAUAAAUGUAUUAGGCCCUAAUCUAUGGAUUUCAAUUGACUGGGCAGGAGUGAAGCCAUGGGCCCACUCACUUGGCAGCCAGCACAUUUUAAAGUGGCCUUUUAUUGUCCCCAGCACAAGGUGCACCUGUGUAAUGAUCAUGCUGUUUAAUCAGCUUCUUGAUAUGCCACACCUGUCAGGUGGAUGGAUUAUAUUGGCGAAGGAGAAAUGCUCACUAAUAUGGAUGUAAACAAAUUUGUGCACAAAAUUUGAGAGAAAUAAGCUUUUUGUGCGCAUGGAACAUUUUGGGGAUUUUUAUUUUCAGCUCAUGAAACAUGGGACUAACACUUUACAUGUUGCCUUCAUAUCUUUGUUCAGUGUAAUUUAAAAGUAUGCAUUAAAGGUGUCUGUAACAGAAUAAACUUUGCAAAAACUAAUGUAGACAUUUGGUAAAUGCAUUUCUAUAGAUUCCAAAAUAUUUGUCACAAUGGUGGGGGAGUGCCAAGAUGGAGGUGCAGUGGCUUCAAAACAACGCCUCCUGUCAGUCAUCUAGUGUAUAUAUGCAGAUAGUGUAUAUAUAUAUAUAUAUAUCUGCUAAAAUGGCAUAUAUAUAUAAAUAAUUGGAACAACUGGGGAGAGAUGGAGAUAGCGGUCAGAAGAGUCUGAGGUGUGGAGAUAUGCUGCUAUCUGUUGGUGAAAGACAGUACAGCAGCUGCAUCAUUCAACUCCUGCCCAUAUCACUGAGGGUGAAGUUACCCCUAGACACUGAUCCAAGGUCAGUUUUGUGUUCUUCCCCCUAACAGUUCAAGUCAGGAUUCUUUGAGGCACAGGAGGUUGGUGGCACCUUAAUUGGGGAGGACGGGCUCGUGGUAAUGGCUGGAGCAGAAUUAGUGGAAUGGUAUCAAACACAUAGUUUCCACGUUUCAUGCCAUUCGCUCCAUUACAGCCAUUAUUAUGAGCCGUCCUCUCCUCAGCAGCCUCCUGUGGUAUGAGGGUAAAAUAGAUCUGUUUCUGUGGGCAACUUCUACCUGGAUCGUCCAAUUGAUCAAUCACUUCUAACGAUGCAAUGACGAUGUUGAGCAGCUCAGCUACACCAAGACAGUGAGGCUGGGCGAGGGUGUGUGCAGGCCUUCUCCCAUGGUCAGAAACUCCGCCCAGUUGCCAACGGAAACCAUGUGUAGACUCCAGUGUCGACGACAAGGCCCCAGUAGUGGCUGCGGGCGGACUUGUCUCGGAGGGGGGUGCGUGCCUCUCGCUCUGUUACGUUGUAGCUGACGUUGAUGAGCUGCAGGUGUAGCAGGUCACCUGUCACUAUGCUGCUGUACCACGCACAGGUGAAACACAGCGCUGAUCUGGAACACACACACUUUACAUUGACAUUACAUUUUAGUCAUUUAGCAGACGCUCAGUUAGUGAGUGCAUACAUUUUCAUACUGGCCCCCCGUGGGAAACGAACCCACAACCCUGGCGUUGCAAGCGCCAUGCUCUACCAACUGAGCUACAGGGGUACUCGUUUUUUACUUCCCAGAGGAAAUAAACCAUGGAAAACGUAUUAUAAAACGGGUGCAAACACUUGGAAGAUUUGGCCCUAAAUUAUCCGAAACAGAACACAUUGGUCUAAAUUGACAGAAUUCAUAUCUGACCAUUUGAGCAGGUGGUUGUAGCAGGACCUUGUUAGUCACCUAAAGUCAGUGUCUAGUACCUCUACUUUCUCCUGCUCAGCGAUGAACUCAUCAAGGGGUACGUAAUCACGCUCCAGCGCCCGCUG
This is a messenger RNA of Coregonus sp. 'balchen', 19848 nucleotides long. NCBI's taxonomy places the organism in Eukaryota, Metazoa, Chordata, Actinopteri, Salmoniformes, Salmonidae. The record is from the annotation of a GenBank genome assembly.